Messenger RNA from Pomacea canaliculata, 2327 nucleotides. Its product is annotated as atrial natriuretic peptide-converting enzyme-like. The transcript is spliced from 17 exons. The coding region runs from base 1 to 2061 and encodes 686 amino acids. Gene Ontology annotation, biological process: proteolysis. Lineage: Eukaryota; Metazoa; Mollusca; Gastropoda; Architaenioglossa; Ampullariidae. Gene Ontology annotation, cellular component: plasma membrane. The record is from RefSeq and is a predicted model, not a curated record. Gene Ontology annotation, molecular function: protein binding; serine-type endopeptidase activity.
AUGCCCAGGCGAGAACGAAAUAACAACGCCGAGUUCUCGGUGUUUGAUGUCGCGGAGGUGGAAACAGGUGUUAGAGAGAAACAUGAGGACAGGUCUGCGACAGCAUCAGCUCUGCCUCCAGCGACACCUAGUGCAGGUGCUGCCCUGACACCUGUCAACAAACUCUGGGUCACGCUCACUCCGCAUGUGUUGAAAGUCAUCAUCAUCGUUCUGCUGGUCGCAAUUGUCAUCGGACUGGUCGCCGUUCUCACCCUGGUUGGUAUAAAUAUCUCUAUCAUUCUUGCAAGGCCCAAUGUGACAGAACUGCCUGAGUCAACGACUUUUGUCAUUACAACCUUCCUCUACAACCACUGCUACUUCUACAUCUACUACUACUCCUACAACAACUACUACUACAACUACUCCUACAACUACUACUCCUACAACUACUACUUCUACAACUACAUCUACUACAACUACUCCUACAACUACUACAUCUACUACAACUCCUACAACUACUACUACAACUCUACUACAACUACAUCUACAACUACUACUACAACUACUUCUCCUACAACUACAUCUACCACCACCACCACACCAGUAACUACUACAACUCUAGCAGAUUGCAACGAAUUCAGAUGUGGAAGUGGAGAAUGUGUUGCAAUGCGAUACCUCUGUGAUGGUUUUCCAGACUGUAAGGAUGGCAGUGACGAAGGCAUUGGCUGUGCGUGUGGUAAUGGCCAGUGGCAGUGCAAAAAUGGCCAGUGUGUAAAUGCAACAGCAAAGUGUGACCAGCAUUAUGACUGCAUGGACAAGUCAGAUGAAUACUCAUGUGAAGACUGCAGUGGAUUCCAGUGUGACAAUGGGAUUUGUCUAUGGGAUGGAUACAGAGGCCGCUGCGAUCAAGUGUUUGAUUGUAGUGACCUUAGUGACGAGAUGGAAUGCCCUCCAAAAUUUGGAACUAUAAAAUGCAAAAAUAAUGUUCAGAUCCUCCAACAACAGUGGUGCGAUGGUAUAGACCACUGUGGUGACAACUCCGAUGAAACCAAUUGCAAAUGCAACAGGGCAAAAAGACCAUGUGCUGAUGGUACAUGCCUCACACGAGCUUGGUUUUGCGAUGGCUUUCCAGACUGUAUUGAUGGGAGUGAUGAACAUAACUGUUCCAAAUGUGAAGCCACCCAGUUCCAAUGUCUGAAUAGCAAAUGCCUGGAUCCCAGUGCUGUUUGUAAUGGCUAUGAGGACUGCCUGACAGGCGAGGACGAGCAGAACUGCUUUUCAGUAAAACAAGGAGGCUCGAAGGAACUGCUGGUCAUCUAUGCAGGACAAGAGUAUGCUGUUUGUAGUGAUGUUUGGUCCACAGGAAUAGCAGAGCAAGUGUGUAACAACAUAGGACAGCAGCACAUGUCGGACUGGCAAGAGAUUAAGCCUACAGAAUCAUGGAGACUUUUUGUUGCACUGAAAAACUCAGCAGAAGGGGCUGUCACCAGCAACCUCGAAAUAAGAAAGUCUUGUUUUUCUGGUCAAGUCAUCAGUAUUUCAUGUCAGAAGCAAGAGUGUGGUGAACGCCAGGUCUCAUUCUUGCAGUCCUUUGUGCUUGGUGGACAGAUUGCAGCGCCUGGGAAGUGGCCUUGGAUGGCCUCCCUUCUUUAUCUAGGCAAGAUGUUAUGUGGAGCCACGCUCAUACAUCCACAAUGGCUACUGACUGCAGCUCAUUGCAUUACAAGUGCUGUGAGUCGGAACUAUGACCUAACAAAAGCUCCGUUUUACUUUGAUGUGAUAUUGGGUUCAGUGCACAAACUAGGGCAGUCUCCUGAUGGAACCCCCUACCGAAUCCGAGUCAGCAAAAUUUUGCUGUCACCUCAUGUAAACGUGUCGGAUUAUGGCACAGUGGACUGGGACAUGGCACUUAUCAAACUGUCCGUGGCGGUCAACCUGAGCAGUUACAUUCAGCCAGUGUGUCUUCCGCAUGCCCUUCAGGAAACUCCAGUUGGCUUAAUUUGCUACCUUGCUGGCUGGGGCAUCACCAAUGAUCAACAAGUGGCGGUGUCCCCGGAGUUUUUGCGGGACACACGCGGUUGAGAAUAUGGGAGGACGGGGCUUGUGCAAACAACACCAUACCUCCGGAAAGUCCCAUCAAUCUCAAAUCCACUUUCUGUGCAAGCGGCAUUCCAGCUGCCGUUCCGUCUGGCUGCCAGGGUGACAGCGGAGGUCCACUAAUGUGCUUCUCUAGCGGUCACCGCUGGGUGGUGGCCGGCAUCAUGAGCCAGGGAAGCACUACAUGUGGAACUUACAGCCGUUUCUACCGGGCCAACCGCUUCGCUCGAGUCUCUACGUCCGUCAACUGG